AGUAGGGGAGGAUGGCAGCGGAAUGGAGCGCCGGCGUUUCGGCCCAGCAGACAGUGACCCCCGCUUAGCAGGCGUUGCAAAUCGAGUACCAGGAUUUAGGCCUGCAUCACUCGGCAGACCAUGGCGGGGUACACCAAUGACGAACAGAGAUGAAGAAGCACCACAGGUGAGUUGUGGUGACGCGGCCUUGCGAGAGGCGAGGGCGGAGCUUACAGAAGUCCGAAAACGCUGGCAGACUUUCCAGGUGGAGAUCGAGUCCCUACAUGCCGUGGAGCGCAGUCUGCAGAGCUCUCUACGACACACACAGCGUCAGUACUCACAUCAGCUGAGGGAUCUGUCCCGAUCUGUGUCCCAACUGGAGACUGAGCUGGAGGAGGUGCGUGAAGGACUCGCCACUCAAAAACAACACCACAGUCAGCUGCUUAACACCAAAAUGAGGCUGGAGACAGAGAUCGCCACCUACAGGAGACUGCUGGAGCAUGAGGAGGGCAGGUUCCUAAGUGUGGACAGUCAGGCACAGAAGCUGAAGCCCUGGAGACCCUCGACUCAGCAGAAUGGGGUUUGUAACGGGUUUGAGAUGGAUGUCGACCAAAUCACCUUCACUGUCAAAUCAGCCAAUCAGAGCCCAUCGUUGCACCGCCCGGACGGUCUCGUCAUCCGCACAGAGCCGAUAGAAUGCAGUAAUGGUGAGAUCAGCACAGUGAAGACCAAGGAGAUCGUGAAGGGCGAUGUGGUCCAAGAGAGUGCAGAGGGACACGGGCGAGUAGAGACGGAGAAGAUCGAUAAAGUGAUUAAACAGUGGGAAGGAUCGUUUUUUCAAGGCAACCCCAAACUGAGGAAGAAAUCGGUGUCUCUGCGCUUCGACCUCCACAUGGCCGUGGCAGAUGAGGGACGAGCUCAGAGUGAACAGUACAGUUUACCAGAUGUAGAAGUUCGUCUGGUGAUGAAACGAUCUCGGAGCAUCCCUUCUAUAACACAGUGACCUUAUAUAGAAAGCCAAUGGGGUCAAAAUGUGUGCAGGUUAAUAUCACGUAUACUUACACACCUGAAUCGUGUGUGCCAAUGUGGGAAAUGUGUUCGCCUAAAAAAAAAGAACCUGAUCAUGUUACACUUGGGUUUUAUGCCUGUGUAUGGUGGCAAAAAAAAAACCUUCAGUAUUUAUCAUUAGGACGAGAAAAGUAAAUCAUUCAAGUACAUCGAACGACAUGCUGAAAGGUUUAUUUUUUCUGCCUGGCCGCAAAACGCCACCAUACCGUGCAGUUCCACCUGACAUGAUGAGAUUCUACUGGAGGUUAUGAGAAAUACUGACUGUUCCUUCCUACAGUGCAGUCUGAUACUGUAAUAUUUUAUUAAUGCUUCAGCUUUUGUGUUGUAGGUUUUCAUUUAAAGUCGCAGCCGGCGUGAGUAUUAUGUUUCUGGUUUGCUUAUAAGUUGUUUUAACCAAAGAGAAAAUGAACAUGAUUGUGCAUCUGUUUAUUCUAACAGCAAAUCUGCUAAAGCUAUUAUAUGGAAAGCCAUUGGGGUCAAACUGUGCAGAAUUAUCCAUGUUGAAUACAGAUACAGACGCGUGUAGCAGUUAGGACUGGAUAUAUGUGCUUCUUAUGCCUUAUACAUAUCAAAUAUAAUUAGGAAAUGACUUCUCACUGCAGAAUAACGUCUUGGAUGGCAGGACUUGACUGUGCUGUGUCUGAUUACAUUUUGACUCUUGAUUGUAAAUGUUAAUGGCAAUAUUAAAAUUAGCUUUUCAAA
Molecule: messenger RNA, 1749 nt
Organism: Trichomycterus rosablanca
Lineage: Eukaryota; Metazoa; Chordata; Actinopteri; Siluriformes; Trichomycteridae
Gene: krt222
Product: keratin 222
Exons: 6
Coding region: 23-982 (319 amino acids)
Source: RefSeq, a predicted model, not a curated record